This is a messenger RNA of Megalobrama amblycephala (Wuchang bream), 606 nucleotides long. Its product is annotated as C-C motif chemokine 13-like. Lineage: Eukaryota; Metazoa; Chordata; Actinopteri; Cypriniformes; Xenocyprididae. Gene Ontology annotation, biological process: cellular response to tumor necrosis factor; G protein-coupled receptor signaling pathway; immune response. The transcript is spliced from 3 exons. The coding region runs from base 108 to 422 and encodes 104 amino acids. Gene Ontology annotation, molecular function: chemokine activity; CCR chemokine receptor binding. Gene Ontology annotation, cellular component: extracellular region. The record is from RefSeq and is a predicted model, not a curated record.
AUAUAAAGCAGAUAAGAUCAGUAAGAUUAUUAUCUUCGACACGAUCAGCCGCUGAUAAAUCAACCAGCAAAUCAAGAUCUGAUCAUCGACCGACCACAGAACCAAACAUGAAGCCGUACUGCAUCUUCAUCGCCUGUCUUGUGCUCUUCACUUUCUGCUCUCUGGCUCGCAGUGAAUACAGCCACGGUCCUGAUAAGUGCUGCUUUUCUUUUUCCAAUGUAAGAAUCCCAGUAAAGCAGGUUGAGAGUUAUCACAUCACACAUUAUCAGUGCCACAAUCGUGGAAUCAUUUUCAUCACAAAAGCUCACAAGGAGAUCUGUGCUGACCCGACAGAGAAAUGGGUUCAGGGACUGAAGAAUUUGGUGAAAGCUCGCACCAGUAAAGAAAAUGCGUCAGAGAUCAGCUCUGGGGACAGUGUCUAAGAUGUGAAUGCGCUUCUUUUUUAAAACUAUUACACUGAACAGUUUCUAAACUGCACCUUAACAAUACUGUUAAUCAAUUAUGAAGAUUGUGAUAUAUAUUCAAAGCAUAUUUAAGCUAAAAUUGUAAUAUGAAUCUGUUUGAAUUUUAACAUUACUAUACACAAAUAAAGAAUACUGAGAAACA